AUGACCAUCAUGAAUCCAGAUAAAUUAAGUAAACUUCAAGAACAGGUUCGCAUUGGUGGGAAAGGCACAGCUCGAAGGAAGAAGAAAGUGGUACAUCGAACUGCAACCACAGAUGACAAGAAGCUCCAAAGUGUCCUCAAGAAACUCUCUGUGAAUACCAUACCUGGUAUUGAAGAGGUAAACAUGAUCAAAGAUGAUGGGUCUGUUGUUCAUUUCAAUAACCCAAAAGUCCAGGCUUCAUUGACUGCCAACACAUUUGCAGUUACUGGACAUGCUGAAAAUAAGCAAAUCACAGAAAUGUUGCCUGGAAUCUUGAGUCAACUUGGUGCCGAGAGCCUGACACAUUUGAAAAAGUUGGCCAGCAAUGUCUCUGGCACAGGCAGAGGUAAGUCCAUCUUGCACUUUACCAUGUAUUGUUCCUGUUUAUCCAAAGUUAAUAGCUCUUUGACGAUGUUUGGUGGUGGUGCUGGUGACACAGAAGGAGAUGAAGAGGAUGAUGAUGAAGUACCGGAUCUGGUGGAGAACUUUGAUGAACCUAGCAGGGGAGAAGCUUUGAAGGUUCAGGAGCCUGAGACUAAAGAAACAGGAACAGAGGAGGUAAAUUCAAAGGCAGUGAAUGAAGAUGCGGAAAAGGAGAAGAAAGAAGGCGACGCAGCAACAUGGCAGCCGGGGGAUGUCGACUGA
This is a messenger RNA of Darwinula stevensoni, 684 nucleotides long. The record is from the annotation of a GenBank genome assembly. Lineage: Eukaryota; Metazoa; Arthropoda; Ostracoda; Podocopida; Darwinulidae.